AGACGGAGCGAGGACGCGUUUGAUGGUUCGGGUUUAAGCAAAAGCAUGUGCGGCAAGGCAAAUCGAACCAUCUUCUAUGUUCCAUUGACAAAUCCCUCUCUCUCCCCCUCUCUAUUACUAUCCACGCCUGCGGUUUACUUUAAUCCUCUUCAGUCGUGUUGAUCGAAAAGUGGGAUCCACGUCUUGGGUGGCUUCGAUCCUCGGGAUUCUCGCAAAAUUCGAAGCCGAGAUACGGAAAAGCAGAGGAAGAAGAAGAGAGAUUCGAGGGUUGGGAGACCGCCCCCCGCCGACCCCUUUAUCGGGUAAAGAAAAACGUUGAAGAUCUCUAAAGAAGAAGGGGGCAGAACCAGCAGAUCGGAUCGUAGUCGCUGCGAAUCUUGAGUGGUCAGGGGGAUGAAAGAAAAAGAGAGAGAGGCAGAGAUGGAGAACAAGGGCGAUGGCGACAGUGACGAUGAGAAGAAGCAGAAGAAUAAGAAGAAGAAGGGGAAGGGGCUGGUGUCCCGGAUUUUCGGCUUCUUCCGGAAGAGCCGGAGCGACGAUUUCGAGAAGCGGCUGCAGAACAUAUCCAAGGAGGAAGCCGCCGUGCUCUCCCGUAUCAAGAGGCGAUCGCAGUCGUGGCGCCGGAUGGCCCGUCAUCUCAUUCUCUUCUCCCUCCUUUUCGAGAUUGUUGCAGUGGGUUAUGCCGUCAUGACAACUAGGUCGGUUGAUCUCGACUGGAAAAUGAGGGCUUUUCGGGUCUUACCCAUGUUCCUCUUGCCUGCUCUAUCAUUUGCAUCUUAUACUGGUCUUGUUAGCUUCACAAGAAUGUGUGAUCGCAAGGACCAAAAAAAUCUUGAGCGGCUUCGGGCAGAGAGGCAAGCAAAAAUUGAUGAACUUAAAGAGAGGACUAACUAUUAUACUACUCAGCAGCUAAUUCAGCGAUAUGAUCCGGAUCCAGCAGCCAAGGCAGCUGCUGCAACUGUCCUGGCAUCGAAAUUGGGUGCAGAUUCUGGCUUGAAGGUGUUUGUCGGAGAUGAAUCUCAGUCCGUUGCUUCUACAGGGAAGAGCAAUGAUGUUGAGCUUGUGCAGUCCAGUGGGCUACGGAAUAGAAAAGAUUUGCCCACUAGAGCUAGCAGUGAAGGGAGUACCAUGACGCGUCAAUCAGAUGGAGGAGGAACACCCACUUCAGCAGCAGAGCAUGAGCAAUUGGUUGUUGACCACUACUAUCCAGAUGGAUCAUCGAUGCAGAACAAUGGAUGGAUCGCUCGACUUGCAGCAUUGCUUGUGGGUGAGGAUCCAACGCAGUCUUAUGCGCUCAUAUGUGGUAACUGCCGUAUGCACAACGGGCUUGUGAAGAAGGAGGAUUUCCCAUACAUCACUUACUACUGCCCACACUGCCGUGCCCUUAAUCAGCCAAAACAGUCAGAAGAGCUUGUCUCUGGGUCUCCAUCCCCAGACGUGGGUUCCUCGAGGAUGGGUAGUGGAGGAGACACAAUCGACAAUGCCGCUGGUUCAGUGAGCAACAGUGUGGCCACAACGAGUGCCACCAUAGGGGCCACCGAGGUAGGGGAAGCACCGGAAAAGGUUGCCUCUGGUGAUCCGGCUGCUAAGGGAUAGUAAGAUAUGCGCUGCUUCUGUUUUUGUUCUUUUUAAUCCCUUUACGACCUGUGUUCGUGUUGACCUGCGACUAGAUGGAUUUUGUGUGGGUUUGUGUCUCACUUGGUCGAGAGUUCGGAAUGUAUACCCCUUUUUGGACAGGAGACAUAGGUCACCUGGAGUGGUUAUGAGAUUUGUGCAUCCCAACUUUUGGAAUUGAUGUUACCCCGACUGCCUUUAGACUGCCUUUAGAUGGAAAUGUUUAGAAGCAAGGCCCUUAUCUGGAACACAAGGACAUUAGCAUGAGGCAAACCAUGAACCUAGUAUUGACUAAGACUGUUGUCCAAAAGAUGCUUCAAUUUA
Messenger RNA from Eucalyptus grandis, 1938 nucleotides. RefSeq lists its product as uncharacterized. The transcript is spliced from 6 exons. Gene Ontology annotation, cellular component: endoplasmic reticulum tubular network. Gene Ontology annotation, biological process: endoplasmic reticulum tubular network organization. The coding region runs from base 394 to 1596 and encodes 400 amino acids. NCBI's taxonomy places the organism in Eukaryota, Viridiplantae, Streptophyta, Magnoliopsida, Myrtales, Myrtaceae. The record is from RefSeq and is a predicted model, not a curated record.